Rhincodon typus (whale shark) is the source of this 1576-nucleotide messenger RNA. It is a transcript of the gene spata4, whose product is annotated as spermatogenesis associated 4. Lineage: Eukaryota; Metazoa; Chordata; Chondrichthyes; Orectolobiformes; Rhincodontidae. The record is from RefSeq and is a predicted model, not a curated record. The transcript has 5 exons. Gene Ontology annotation, cellular component: axoneme. Gene Ontology annotation, molecular function: microtubule binding. Gene Ontology annotation, biological process: regulation of cytoskeleton organization. The coding region runs from base 8 to 934 and encodes 308 amino acids.
AGUCGCCAUGGAGACACUGGGCUCCGCCUUCCGCCCAGUCGCCAUGGAGACAGGCAAAGCGGCCUCCGGCUCAGGCCUCGGGAUGAUCUCUCUCCCCCAGCUGAGCCCCGGAACCUCCCAGUGCUGGAUCCCCCAGCCUGGAGGAGGGCCCCCCUCCCGCGCCCCGGUGCCCCAGUCUGCCGCUGAAACCCGAGCCGCCUUCGCUCCGGUGCAGGUCCGAGCCGGACUCGCCCGGGAGGUCAUCAAGUGGCUGCAGAGCCUUGACCUGAAGUUCCCGUUCAAACACGUGAGGAAAGCCUUUUCUAAUGGUUAUCUUGUGGCUGAAAUCUUCUCCUGGUACUAUCCUCAAGAUAUUGACAUUAAGGUCUUCAACAAUGGAGUCUCAUUCCCUUCCAAGCUGAAAAACUGGUCUCAAUUGGAGCACUUCUUUUUCAGGAAAAAGUUGAACAUUCCCAAGGAACUAAUUUAUGCUACAAUGCACUCUAAGCCUGGUGGAGCCGAGUAUCUGAUACAACAUAUAUACACCUUACUGACAAACAGGCAAGCAAAGCUUAUCCUUGAUGAUGAAAUGAACUUUAUGGAUUAUGGCUACCAGCUAAAGCUGCCUUUGGUUGCCCAGACAACUGCCAGCAAUGCUAUUCACACCAACCUGACGUUAACUGAGCUGUUGGAAAACCCCGACAUUUUCACAUGCAGUCAGAAGGCUCUGGCUAUUAUCAACAUGCAUGUGCAACACAGACAACUAGCAAGGCUAGAACAUCCAAAAAGGAAUGCCAACAACCUCAAGGCCAAGGACCAGUUCCACCUCCUAGAAACACUUGUGUUUGGAGAUGCGGUUGCAGGAUCAGGCUCAUCAGCCACACAAGGACUCAAAGAACCCAUGAUCUGUGACACAGAAUUUCCUAAGUGGACAGUUAUACACAUUAGCAAGUGAUUGCUGAUGACGAUGUUGGGUGUGUGUGUGCAUGCGUGUGCGCACUUUGUAGGGGGUUGGGUGGGUGCAGUGUUGGAAAGUUUGAGGUUGGCCGGGGGAAUUCCGGAGCAUAGGGCCCAGGAAGAACAUAAUAAAUAGAAGCAAGAGUAGGUUAUUUAGAUCCUCAGGCCUGCCCUGCAAUUCUAUGAGAUCAUGGCUGAUCUGUCCCAGACCUCAAUUCUUCUUUAGUUUCAGCUUGUUAAAGUCUUCAACUCCUCGAUAAUUCAAAAAUCUAUCCAGCCUCCUCAGCUGUCUGAAAUAAAAGAAUUCCAGAUGUUCAUUUCCCUCUGAGAGAAAAAAUUCCUUUGCUUCUCAGUUUUAAGUGAGUACCCCAUAUUUUGUGACCAAGUUCUGAAGUUUGAGAUCCCCUACUAGUAAAAACGUCUUUACAAUAUCCACUUUGUCAAGUCCUCAGAAUCUUGUAUGCUUCAAUAAGAUCACCCUCAUUCUUUUAAAGUCUAAUAAAUAAAGGCUAUUUAGCUAUUUUUUAUAAGUCCACUCUUCAUCUGAGGAAUCAAUCCAAUGAAUCCUUUUUGAAUUACCUCCAAUACUAAUAUACCUUUUCUUAACUAAGAGGACUUGAACCGUGCACAGUACUCGAGG